AUGCUGUACGAGACGAUCGGUAUUGUCCGUCCGGGCUCCCUCAACGAGGUGAAAGAAAUCGUCCUCACCGCAGGCCAACUCAUCCUCCGACAAGGCGGCGUGAUCCGUGACAUCGCCAACUGGGGCGUCUUCAUGCUUCCCCGCUCCGUCUCGCGCAACCAGGUGCGCUACAACAAAGGCCACUACUUCGUGAUCCGCUAUGAUUGCUCGAUCCAGACGCACCAGGCCGUGACCAACACGCUGAAGGUCGACCCGCGGGUAAUUCGGUCCGGUGGCGUGAAGUUGGGAGAUGGCAAGCUCGAGACGUUGAGCAAGUUCGGGCAGAUUCAGUGGAAUGCCUUGGAGUAG
Thermochaetoides thermophila DSM 1495 is the source of this 348-nucleotide messenger RNA. RefSeq names its product mitochondrial 37S ribosomal protein bS6m. NCBI's taxonomy places the organism in Eukaryota, Fungi, Ascomycota, Sordariomycetes, Sordariales, Chaetomiaceae. The record is from RefSeq and is a predicted model, not a curated record. Gene Ontology annotation, molecular function: structural constituent of ribosome; small ribosomal subunit rRNA binding. Gene Ontology annotation, biological process: translation. Gene Ontology annotation, cellular component: mitochondrial small ribosomal subunit; ribosome. The transcript is spliced from 3 exons. Bases 1 to 348 code for a protein of 115 amino acids.